AUGAAACCGGUCCUGAUUUUUGCUGUUCUCGCCGCACUGACUGUUGCAAGCCAAGCCAAGGAUGCCUUGUCGGCUUGUGAUUCUUGUAAAUCGAUGGUCCAAAACUUCAUCGACGCCUCCAAGGACAAGAUGAAGAUGUCUCAACUCAAAAUCUCGCUUUCCAUGAUGUGCGCCGGAACUUCUCAUCAAGCGGACUGCUCCAAGACCGUUGACAAACUGGAUUUCAUUGCCUACAAACUUGCUCCAUACUUGAAAGACACCACCGCCGUUUGCUCCAAGCUUCAAAUGUGCGGAGAGUCUCAAUUCUCUCCACUCGCUCGUCUCGCAAUGCUCUAUUUGAAAAAGUCGGAGAGCAUCGUGGCAAAUGAUAACAUUAUGAGACAACAAGUUUGUGACGAGUGCCAGGCAUCAUCGGGACAACUAGGACAACUCUUUGGACAGGAUUUCACUGCCUACGCUGUCAAAAACGCCAUUCAACGUUUCGUUUGCCGUAGCGCCGGAAAAGCUCACAAGGCAUGCAACAUCUUCGUUUCCUCCAUUAUUCCAGACUUGAUGACCGAAAUGAAGGAAAUCUUCACUGAGAAAGAAAUGAUGUGCUCCAACAUGGGAUUGUGUGCCGCCAAUACCAAGAGAGCCGCCCGUCCAACACCAAAACAGCCAUUGAAUGAUUUGUGGAAGACCAUGGGAACUGUUAAGACCUCUAAUGGAGAGGAAAUGAUGUCUUGCUUUGAAUGCACACUUGGAGCUGACACCCUUCUUGAGGAGUUCAUUGAUAAGAGACAAGCCACCGCCGACGACAUCCAAGCCGAAGCGUGCGACCACGUCGUUCCAGGAGCCUGGGGACCAGGAUGUCAAGAUUUCGUCCACAUGUACAUGUCCACUGUCCUUUUCUUGACCUACAAUCAAUUCGACGGACGUGGUAUUUGCACUAUGAUUCAUACUUGUGAGAAAAAGGAGAAUGCUCUGAUGGCUCUUGCCAAGCCAGAACGUGCUCAGAUCGGAUGUGCCAACUGUCAAGUGGUUGAGAAGUUCAUGGCUGAGAACCAAGAGGCUCUUCACGCUCACGCUGUUGAUGGAAUCUACUCGAACGUCUGCCAGAAGCUUCCAACCGCUUUGGGAACUAUGUGCGAACAAUCGGUGAUCCGUCUCUCCGAGAAGUUCUUCGCCCAGUCCGCCAAAUUGGCUGCCAGUGGAGCAAUGUGCUCUCAGGUUUGUUUGAUUCAAAAUUUUUCUGCGACAUCACUUUUUUGCAGUUGUGCUAAGCGGAUCGGAUCAACUGGAGAUAAACAUUUGAACAUCUCAAUUAAUCCUCCAAAGUAA
Messenger RNA from Caenorhabditis briggsae, 1320 nucleotides. RefSeq names its product Protein CBR-SPP-8 (gene Cbr-spp-8). The transcript has 8 exons. NCBI's taxonomy places the organism in Eukaryota, Metazoa, Nematoda, Chromadorea, Rhabditida, Rhabditidae. The coding region runs from base 1 to 1320 and encodes 439 amino acids. The record is from RefSeq and is a predicted model, not a curated record.